Cordyceps fumosorosea ARSEF 2679 is the source of this 396-nucleotide messenger RNA. RefSeq lists its product as hypothetical. The transcript has a single exon. The record is from RefSeq and is a predicted model, not a curated record. Lineage: Eukaryota; Fungi; Ascomycota; Sordariomycetes; Hypocreales; Cordycipitaceae. Bases 1 to 396 code for a protein of 131 amino acids.
AUGGACGUAACGGCGACGCUCUCACACCUCGUCACCUCGCUCCUCCCCGCCGAGCAGGCCGCCUUCGUGCACACCCACGUCCUCCGCGCCGACGCCCCCCUGCGCGUCACCUUCUCCGCCGCGCGCGCCUCCGCCCUCCGCGGCGCCUCCGCCGCCUACCCGUACGUGGCGCCCGCGUGCGAGCGCGCCCUGGCCUGGACGCACGCCUCGCAGCUGGCGGUCGCGUGGGCGGCGGUCGCGGCGCUCGCCGCGUGGGCGUGGCAUCGCGGGCCGGCGGAGAGCGCAAGGGACCUGGUGGCCGCGGGCGGGAGGUUGGCGGGGUACGCGGCGGUGGUGAGGGAUAUCUGGCUGAGGGAGUACAGGAGGUACGAGGAGCAGGAGAACCGUGGGCGGUGA